AACACGACCAAGUGCCUAUACAUCGAAGGCUCAAACGCCCGAUAAACUAAAGUACCAUCAUGUCGACGACGCACUACAAGGGCAAGCCAUUCGACGAUGACAACGCUACGGGCCUAAGCGGCGGAGUCAACCAGAAAGACGCGCUGAAGAACGUCACCUCGACGUCGAACAAUCCUGUGAACACAGACAGCCUUUCAGGGCAGGCGAGCCAUGACCGCGAAAAGGGAAUGGGAUCUACUGCUUUCAGUCAUAAGCAGAGCGCCGAUGCGCACCCUGACACGCGCCAGGAGAAGGGCCCUGGCGGGCAUCGGGAGGCGCUGGGCUCAAGAGGACCUAAUGAAGAAGUCGCUGAUAGCAAGUUCGUGGAAUCACUGAAUGAGGCUGGGAAGAGGCAGCAGCAGAAGGGAUCGACCGCUAUCUGA
This is a messenger RNA of Gloeophyllum trabeum ATCC 11539, 422 nucleotides long. RefSeq lists its product as uncharacterized. Bases 60 to 422 code for a protein of 120 amino acids. The record is from RefSeq and is a predicted model, not a curated record. The transcript is spliced from 4 exons. NCBI's taxonomy places the organism in Eukaryota, Fungi, Basidiomycota, Agaricomycetes, Gloeophyllales, Gloeophyllaceae.